Molecule: messenger RNA, 1767 nt
Organism: Ichthyophthirius multifiliis
Lineage: Eukaryota; Ciliophora; Oligohymenophorea; Hymenostomatida
Exons: 2
Molecular function (GO): protein binding
Source: RefSeq, a predicted model, not a curated record
AUGUAUUUGAAUAUUUUUUCAGGUAGAAGUCAUAAUGAUGUGACUUAAUAUUUCGUUUUUCCUUGGAUUUUUUCCUUGGAUAUUAUUUGUACAUAAGAAAAUAUCGAAAUUUAAAAUAAAAAUUCGUAUAGAAAUUUACAAAAAACAAUGGGAGCCUUAGGCUCUUAAAAAAGAAUUGAAAAAUUCAAAGAAAAAUAUGAACUAAGUGACCCUUUUAAUUAAAAUAUUCCUUCUUAUUUUUUCGGUUCUCAUUAUAGUUCACCGGCUAUUGUUUUUUAAUUUUUGAUAAGAAUUUAGCCUUUUGGACAGGGUGCACUUCUUUUAUAAAACGGGAAAUUUGAUAUUGCUGACAGGCUUUUUUUUUCAAUUAGUGAAACAUACAAAAAUGCGACAGAAGAAAUGAGUGAUGUACGCGAAUUAAUUCCUGAAUUUUUUUAUUUACCAGAAUUUUUUUUGAAUAUGUAAAAGCAUGACUUUGGAAUUUAAUAAACAGGUGAAAGGGUACAUAAUGUAAUUUUACCAUAAUGGAGUUUAUAGAAUCCUUUUUUAUUUGUGUUUAUUCAUAGAAAAGGAUUAGAAAGUGAGUUUGUAUGUGAAAAUAUUAAUUAAUGGAUAAAUCUUAUUUUCGGGAUUAAAUAAAAAGGAAAAGAAGCGGAAAUUUUUUUAAAUAAAUUUUUUUAUUUAACUUAUGAAGAUUCUAUUAAUAUUGAUUAGAUAAAAAAUGAAGAUGAGAAAAUUAGUAUUGAAAGCUAAGUUAUGCAUUUUGGGUAAACUCCUUCUUAGAUUUUAAAUUAAUAAUUUCCUGUUAAAAACUGUUUUUUUGAAGAAGAAAUUUUUAUUUUUUGUUAAAAAUUUAAAUUUGAAUCAAUUUUAAUUAUUUAAAUAAUUUCUGAAAAAAAUAGAAUUUUUACAUUUAGUAAAAAGGGAAUUUUUUAACUUUUUAAAAUUUAGAAAAAUGGAUUUUCCCUUAAAAAUGUUUGGAAUAAAUAAUUAAAUUUUUUUUCAUUUUCUUCAUUUGAUUUUUCUUGCAAAUUUAAAAAUUUACCUUUUCUAACUUAUUCUUUUUAAGAGAAAAUUUACUUUUUAAUAGGGGGAUAUAUUGAUGGAUAGGUAUAGUUUUAUUCUUUUUCAAAAAAAAAUGAUUCAAAGUAAAUUAUUUAAAAUAACUUUAUUAAUAUUCCAAAUAAUAAUUCCACUAUUACAGCUUUUUAAAUAAACGAAGAUGAUUAGAUUAUUUUUAUGGGAAAUAAAUAGGGAGAAUUGGCAAUUUUCUAAUUUAAUCCGCUAUAAGAAGUAUAAAUUUAAGAAAUUACAAGAUUUUAUUAACAUUUUGAAGAAAUUACAUGUCUAUAAGUAUCAAAAUACUUAAAAAUUUUAGCUUCAAGUAGUUUAGAUGGAACCAUAAAUAUAUAUAAUUAUUUUAACUAUAAAUUUUUGAGAAAUAUAUCUCAUCCUAAAAUGCUUUCAAUUAAUUCUUUUUUACUUGUAGCAAGCCCUGUAUGUUCUAUAUUGUUUUUUUCAUCUUAGGAUUGUGUAUUUUACUCAUAUAGCAUUAAUGGAUAAUUGCUUUCAAAAUAUUAAGAAGAUACACCUAAUAUAUAUGAUAUGAAUAUUAUUAAAAACGAUAAUUUUAUGGAAUUUCUAGUAUUUUUUUAUUUUAUUUUAUUUUAUUUUUAAUUUUUAUUUAUUUAUUUCAGAUUUAUUCAGAUUAUGAGAAUUAAUGCUUUAAAAUAUUAGAAUUACCUUUUUUAAAAGAAAUAAAAAUGA